AUGCUGCAGCGCGUGUGGACGUCGCUGCCCCGGCUGCUGCAGCUGCUGCUGUGGCUGCCGCUGCUCCCGCCGCCGCUGAGGGGCGACCCCGAGGACCACGGGCCUCUGCAACCCUACGACCUGCUCUACGCCAGCGGCGUGGACGCCUAUUACGGCGGCGACUUCGAGCGAGCCGCGCGUGACCUGGAAGCGGCGCUGCGCAGCCACCGGCGCCUGCGGGAGGUCCUGGCGCGCUGCUCCCGCCACUGCGCCGCGCGCCGCCCGCUCGCGCCCCCGUCCGGCGGCGGCGGGGACCGCGCGGGGCCCGGGGCCGAGCUGCCCGCCUUCCGUGCGCUGCUGGAGCGCGCGCGAUGCCUGCGCAGCUGCCAAGGGCAGCGCCUCGGCGGACCCGCGUCCCGGCACCGCGUCAGCGAAGACGUGCGCAGCGACUUCCAGCGCAGAGUGCCCUACAACUACCUGCAGAGGGCCUACAUCAAGCUUAACCAGCUGGAAAAGGCAGUAGAAGCAGCCCACACCUUCUUCAUGGCCAACCCUGAGCACAUGGAAAUGCAGCAAAACAUCGAGGAUUACAGAACCAUGGCUGGGGUGGAAGCCUUCCAACUUGUAGACCGAGAAGCCAAGCCACACCUGGAGAGCUACAGUGCAGGAGUGAAGCACUAUGAGGCUGAUGACUUUGAAGUAGCAAUUAAGUAUUUUGAACAAGCUUUAAGAGAAUAUUUCAAUGAAGACAUGGAGUGCCGAGCACUAUGCGAGGGGCCUCAGAGAUUUGAAGAGUAUGAGUACUUAGGGAAUAAAGGUAGCCUCUAUGAGGCAAUUGCAGAUCACUAUAUGCAGGUGCUGGUCUGUCAGCAUGAGUGUGUGAGGGAACUUGCCACACGCCCAGGCCGUCUCUCUCCAAUUGAGAACUUUCUUCCUUUGCAUUAUGACUACCUACAGUUUGCCUACUACCGAGUUGGUGAAUAUGUGAAAGCUUUGGAGUGUGCCAAGGGCUAUUUGCUGUUCCAUCCUGAUGAUGAGGAUGUCCUGGACAAUGUGGACUAUUAUGAGAGUCUGCUGGAUGACAGCAUUGACCGGGGCUCCAUUGAGGCUCGAGAGGAUUUGGCAAUGUUCGUGAAACGUCAUAAACUGGAAUCUGAACUGCUAAAAUCAGCUGCAGAGGGUCUGGGAUUUUUAUACAGUGAACCGAAUUAUUGGAUCAGAUAUGGGGGACGACAGGAUGAGAAUCGGGUCCCUUCUGGUGUGAACAUGGAGGCAGCAGAAAUUCGUGGGUUAUCGAUGGGGAAAAAGUCACCUCCUAAGAUAGAGCGAGACUUAAGAGAGGGUGGGCCUCUGAUCUACGAGAACAUCACCUUCGUCUACAACUCAGAGCAGCUGAACGGGACUCAGAGGGUUCUCCUGGAUAACGUCCUGUCAGAAGAGCAGUGCCGCGAGCUGUACAGCGUGGCCAGUAGGAUCCUGCUAGUUGGUGAUGGCUACCGAGGGAAAACUUCACCCCAUACACCCAACGAGAAGUUUGAAGGUGCAACGGUCCUGAAAGCGCUCAAGUUUGGUUAUGAAGGCCGAGUACCACUGAAGAGCGCUCGUUUGUUCUAUGACAUCAGUGAGAAGGCUCGAAAGAUUGUCGAAUCUUAUUUCAUGCUGAACUCAACCCUGUAUUUUUCCUAUACACACAUGGUUUGCAGAACCGCCUUGUCUGGUCAGCAAGAUAGAAGAAAUGACCUCAGCCACCCCAUCCAUGCCGACAACUGCCUGCUGGAUCCAGAAGCCAAUGAAUGCUGGAAGGAGCCACCAGCAUACACAUUUCGGGACUACAGUGCUCUACUAUAUAUGAACGAUGACUUUGAAGGAGGAGAAUUCAUAUUCACUGAAAUGGAUGCUAAGACUGUGACUGCCUCUGUAAAGCCGAAGUGUGGGCGUAUGAUCAGCUUCUCCUCUGGAGGUGAGAACCCGCACGGGGUGAAGGCGGUCACCAAAGGACAACGAUGCGCUGUGGCACUGUGGUUCACUCUGGACCCACUUUACAGAGAACUGGAGCGAAUACAGGCUGAUGAAGUGAUUGCGAUCCUGAAUCAAGAGCAGCAAGGGAGGCACACACUGAAGAUUAACCCCAGAGAUGAGCUAUAAGUCUGACAAAGAGUGUUCUAUCAAAUAUUUAUUUAAAUUGUGAAUCUUACCAGAACCUUUUUAUUUUUGUACAAAGCCAUAGUAAAUUAACAGGUUAAGAAGAGUCCCUUCCAUUCCCAAGGCCGCUUGCUUCACCUCAUUCCUUUCUUUCUCCACUUUCUUUCAGAGCCAGUUACAUGCUUCAUACACACAUCACAUACAGAUUCCCAGCAGUCACGCACUACAUAGAUACCACACAUGAACACACAACACAAACUCCACACACAAACACAUAUCACCUAAACAUCAUGCAUAGCACAUGUACAGACCACAGACAUGCUGUACCCAAGCUCACAUGCAUCCCCUACAUUCGUGCGCACACAACUCAUGUGUUGCACAAUCAAAAGCACAAUCAAGAUGACUAAGCCAGUUCUCGCUUUCUCCUCAGCUCCACUGCACCCCUGAUGUAUAGUUAGCAUGUGACUUGAUGGCAGCAGGCUUUCAUGCUCAGUGGCUUUCAGCAGUGACCUCUCACACUGCUGAAAGGCUGUGAGCUCAGUCUCUCCAUAGUGAGCCCUGCUUAGGUCUGAGCCCUGGGAGAGUCAGGCAUAUGGAAAAAGGCCAUCCAGGCUUGGCAAAUGGCCUCUGGGAUGAGGACUGUCUGAGACAGGGACGCCCUCCCCAUCCCCACUCCCACCCCCAGCCUUUCCAGGGUAUCAGUGGAGCUUUUGAACUGUUUUUUUUUUGUUUUGUUUUGUUU
Jaculus jaculus (lesser Egyptian jerboa) is the source of this 2863-nucleotide messenger RNA. It is a transcript of the gene P3h2, whose product is annotated as prolyl 3-hydroxylase 2. Gene Ontology annotation, biological process: collagen metabolic process. Bases 1 to 2124 code for a protein of 707 amino acids. The record is from RefSeq and is a predicted model, not a curated record. The transcript has 15 exons. NCBI's taxonomy places the organism in Eukaryota, Metazoa, Chordata, Mammalia, Rodentia, Dipodidae. Gene Ontology annotation, cellular component: endoplasmic reticulum. Gene Ontology annotation, molecular function: iron ion binding; L-ascorbic acid binding; procollagen-proline 3-dioxygenase activity.